Malaya genurostris is the source of this 2006-nucleotide messenger RNA. RefSeq names its product nucleolysin TIAR (gene Rox8). NCBI's taxonomy places the organism in Eukaryota, Metazoa, Arthropoda, Insecta, Diptera, Culicidae. The transcript is spliced from 5 exons. Gene Ontology annotation, cellular component: cytoplasmic stress granule. Gene Ontology annotation, biological process: cytoplasmic stress granule assembly; nuclear-transcribed mRNA catabolic process, nonsense-mediated decay; regulation of mRNA stability. Bases 666 to 2006 code for a protein of 446 amino acids. The record is from RefSeq and is a predicted model, not a curated record. Gene Ontology annotation, molecular function: mRNA binding.
CCGAUGUUGAACGCUGUUGUCGCGGAACGAAAGUUGAAAGAAUCCGAUCUGUACGAAAAGUAAGAGCAGUAGAUUAAACGUACCGAGAUUUCUGCAGCAUCAGAAGAUUGUGGAAAAAAGCAGAGAGAAACUCAAGUUCAUUUGUUUAACAGUUGCGACAAAAUUGCGCUUGCCGCGUCGGUGCGUCAUAACGUGCUGUCGCAAACAGGACUUCAAACCGGCGCUCUUGAAUUUGCAAACUAGCUCAUGAAACCAGUCGCCAGUGUUUGACGAUCCGAAAGGAGUGUGUACGCGAAAACGUUGCGUCUCUAUGGAUUAAUAAAACGACUGUAUUUUGUUUGUAUGCGACUAGUGCCAGAAAAAGCGAAGGGGAGCGAAUUUCGAGAGAAACAAGUUUUCAUUCAUCCUAUUUCCGAGUGGCUGCUGCGUUUUGCAAAGCACACACACGAAAAGUGAUCGAGACACGUUCAGCGGGACGAAAUCGAAGGAGCCAUCGGAAAAUUUUUUUGCUUGUCUGUGCUACUCUGUUGAACGAUACAACGUACAUUAGGGAAGUGGUGAAAAACGGUACUCAGCAUCCGAGAGAAGAAAAAAAAAAUACAAAAAGCCGAAAAACAAGCUAUAAUUUUUCUUGGCACCUAUCGUUGUCAGCACUUACUAGCAAGAUGACCGAUGAAGUUUAUCCGAAAACCCUAUACGUGGGCAAUUUGGACCAAUCAGUAACGGAAGAUUUACUAUGUGCACUGUUCGGCCAAAUGGGUGCGGUGAAAAGUUGUAAAAUUAUACGCGAAGCCAGCAGUGACCCGUACGCGUUCAUAGAAUACACCAACCAUCAGUCGGCCCAGACUGCGCUGGCCGCUAUGAAUAAGCGGUUGUUUCUCAAAAAGGAAAUCAAAGUGAACUGGGCUACCAGCCCCGGGAACCAGCCAAAGACUGACACUAGUCAGCACUAUCACAUCUUCGUCGGUGAUCUGAGCCCGGAAAUCGAAACCGAAACGUUGCGGGAAGCGUUCGCUCCGUUUGGAGAAAUAUCGAACUGUCGGAUUGUGCGUGACCCCCAGACGCUGAAGUCGAAAGGCUACGCGUUUGUGUCGUUUGUGAAGAAAGCCGAGGCGGAGAACGCCAUACAGAUGAUGAACGGACAAUGGUUGGGCUCGCGAAGCAUCCGAACCAAUUGGUCUACGCGCAAACCGCCGGCACCCCGUGAGGCUACUAAAGGUAUCCGAAGCGGCAAGACUCCCGGAUUUGAGGAAAUUUACAAUAACACUGGACCGACCAAUACCACCGUCUACUGUGGAGGCUUCUCACCCAACACCAUUUCGGACAACCUCAUUCACAAGCACUUUAGUCAGUUUGGACAGAUACAAGAUAUCAGAGUAUUUAAGGACAAGGGAUAUGCCUUCAUCAAGUUCCUCUCGAAGGAAGCGGCCGCACGGGCGAUCGAAGGUACACAUCACAGCGAGGUUCAAGGUCACGCUGUCAAGUGCCACUGGGGUAAAGAGAAUGGCGGCGAAAUGGGAAGCAAUGGUAUACAUGCGGCGGCAGUUGCUGCCGGAAUGGUUGGGAUUGGAAUCAACAGCAUAGGCGGUAAUCCGCUACAGUCUUCGAAUACUGCAGCGGCCGCUGCCGCAGCAGCUGCAGCAGCAGCUCAACAACAUGGUGCUAACCAACAGUUGUCGCAAGCAGCCGCUGCAGGAGCUCAGUACCCCUAUUCGGCGUACGGGCAAAUGGGCUACUGGUACCCGGGCUACCCACAAAUGCAGACACAGUACAUGCAGCAAGGAUACGCGUAUCCAUACGCAUACGCUGCAGCAUCUCCACAGCAGGCGGGGACUGCUGGAUAUCGCAUGAUGCAGCCAAACAUGGCUGCUGCCGGAUGGAGCAUGCAACCAGUACCUGGCGUUGCCACGAACGGGGCCGCCGCAGCAGCAGCUGCUGCCGCUGCUGCUGCUUCCUCCCAACAACCAAUGAUGUAUGCGACAAUGCCACAGUUCCAGACGCAAUGA